CACUACCUGUACCGUUCUGGGAUUCGGCCUGACAGCAUCACUGUGUUAAUGGGGUGUGUCAACUUGAACCGAUGUAAAUACGUACCACGUUCUGCAUUGCGACUGGCUGAUACCAAGAGAGACUGAUCAAUCGAAGUCCUAAACAUCAAUGGGAAAAUUCAAACAGCCAAUAUAUAAAAAUUAAAAUCCACCUCCUUUCACAAACCAGUGGCCAUCUAGACUCAGUAGCUAUGUGGGUAACGCGAUGGUGCAGGGGCGAUUGAUACUGGGUUUAAGUUACGGAGUGAACAUCAAAACCGGGAUUCAGGUACAUCCACUUGACGAGUUCAAAAAUUUCACUGCUAGCCAUCAAAUGUAUCUGCAUAAAAAUAGGUAAAUUGUUAGGAAUAAGUCAUUUGUAAACAUAGUGCAAGAAUACGUGAUUCGAAGUCAUUUGCAUCAUUAAAGUAGUCCUAUUUUGUGCAUUUUCCAACAUCUUAGAUCGUAUUUAUCCACUGCUAUUAUAAAAAGACUGACAAAUCAUAAAUGGGUAUAUUGUUUGGAAUAGGUCAGUUUUGAACAUUGUCAGUGAAGAUUACUGAGCUAGUAUCACAUCUUCAGUCUAUGUGUUGUCAGUCCUUCAAAGAAAGCUGCAAAUCGCCAGGUAUAUUCUGAAAGACGUCUGCCGAAGAGUUCUCCAGAUAUGGCAACAAAAUGCACAGAAGAAAAUAUAUCUUUUCUACUUUCACAUAUUUUAACAGACGGUAGCGGCCAGCCAACAAACGGGAAGCAAUCCGUUAAUUACCAUAUAUCCACUGAAAUCCCAGAGCAUACAUUCAUUCAAAAACCAACGAAUCCAAUCAAUGUUGCAUCCAAAGAAACCGAUGAAGGGAUUCAACAAACUGGUUCAGUUCAGGAUGUCAAUAAACUUAAUAGUCCAAUUUCAAAAGCUUCCAAGUCAAUUCAGUGCUCAAUUGACAAACCAACUACAAAUUCUGUUGAAAUUCAUUGUGAUAUUUUAAGCGUCAUUAAAAAUGAUGAUUUCUCAUUUGUUCUCGAUGAGAACAGUAAAUUAAUUGCUCAACAAAAAGCACAUAUUGAACAUUUAAAGCAUGCUCUAUCAUCAGAACAAAAUAAAGUUCAAGGUCUACAUAGUCAGUUGUGCAAAAAUCAACUCGAAUUUGACAAAGCUAAAUUAGGCUGGUUGCAGAAAGAAAAUCAGUUUAAACUAGAAAAGGACCGGUUUCAUAGAAAGAUCUCUGUUGUUGUCACUGCUAAAGAACAAGUAUCAAAAAAUCUUGAAAUUUCACGAGAAUAUAUAAAACUCUUGAAAGAACGCAUUUCUAUGUUGGAACAGUGUUAUUCAAACAUAAUUCCGAAUCCACGUAACUCAGAGCAUUUUUCACAAGAACGAUCUGACAAUUUCCCAACAGAGCGAACGCAUUGCAAACGGUAUCUAAAAAAUAUUGAUUCAAUUAGAUCAACACCAGAUUUAUCAGCUACUUUUCCUACCUUAAGCAAACUUCUUUCUCUCAGUAGUGAAUAUCGAGAUCCUCAUGAAGGUGUGACACCAAAGGUUCUUCAGCGUCUAACUAAUCAAUCAUGUCAAACGAACAAACGUGUUCACAACUACAUCAGUUGCGGCACGAACCAACUACAAAAUACAACCAGUCUUGACAAUUUAUAUGAAGGUGAUCGUAUUUCGGUGCAUUCAACGGCUUCAAGUUCAAACGACAUCCGAAAAAUAGUUAAUCACCAAGAAAUCAUAGAGCUUGAUGAUAAAUGUUCCUUAUCUUCUAGUGUAACUUCCAGUAUUUCCCCACUUCAAGUGAUUGACGAAAUGGAAUUUCAAGACAACUUAGCUCUUCUGGAUCAGCGGAUUAACAAUGUUCGGGAGUCACUCAGAUUGAACCCUGUAAUUUAAAAACAUAAAUAAUUGACCGUCAGAAUAAACUGAUAAAACCGUAGGUAUACGACUUUAUAGAUAUCUUUUUUAUUUGACUAAAAAAAUUUCAUGGAUUUGCCAAUACUGUCUACGUAUUUGUAUAUUCACUCCAUACUGCCCCGUUAUCCUACUAAGUAACUUGAAAGACUGAGUUGAGAGAAACCACAUCUAAUAAUUCUUUUUGUUACUAUUUUGUUGGCAUAGAAUAUCAUCUUUCUCUGUAAGUUAGCGAUAUCUCGGACCAGGAAUUUAGAACAUCAAUCUUCUGUGUGAAUGCUACAUAGUAGCAUGAAUAUAGGAUGGGUGAUAUGGUUCAAAGUCGACCACAAUGGCGUCGGAGUAUACACUGUCUGAGAUUGAAAUCGCUUCAUAACUUUCAUUCUACGAACUAAUUCUUUCUUCC
Molecule: messenger RNA, 2327 nt
Organism: Schistosoma bovis
Lineage: Eukaryota; Metazoa; Platyhelminthes; Trematoda; Strigeidida; Schistosomatidae
Source: the annotation of a GenBank genome assembly